Molecule: messenger RNA, 4527 nt
Organism: Ectocarpus siliculosus
Lineage: Eukaryota; Phaeophyceae; Ectocarpales; Ectocarpaceae
Source: the annotation of a GenBank genome assembly
AUGCAACGUGCUCCCACCAGUGGAGGCCAAGCGGGCCUUGUGGCAGCGGUGGAGCCCACUGCGGCAGAGCGGCUUGACCAUGUCGGCAAGCUUCUCGCCGAAAAGAAGCCCUGGCCCGCCUUUCUGCACAUCGGAGCUCGAGCAACGGAAGAGUGGGAGGCUUGCCCCACCCCUGUACAGGAGGCUCUUGUAUGGAUGGCGAGAGCCACGGUUGGGGUGCUCGACAUUGCGAGCGUUGGGCCCUUAGAGCCUGUUUGCCAGGCAUUCAAGGGGUUGAUCGAGGCUGCCGAAGGUGCAGCGGAGUCCCAGGACAAGCUCAAGGGGCUGAUAUCCCGGUGCGCUUUCCUCACCACCGUCUUGAUUCAGCACGACCGAGCAGUUGGUCCGCUCGCCCAGGUGCAGAAGCCCAUGAAAGACUUCGUCGCCACGACCAACGAUCUGGCGGCCUUUGCGGCGACAUGGGCCAAGGGCGGCAAGUGCAGGGCGCUUUUUUGCCACCGCAGCGACCGGAGCACUCUCACCGACUUCGAGGAGGGUCUGCGCACCAUCAGCAACGACAUCGCCUUGGUGGACGGGCUGGAACAUCACCAGCUCUUGUUGGCCGUGUAUCGCCAGUUGCGCCCUCCAACGCUGCCGGCUAUGGCCUCGGUACCUGCAGGGCCGAUCUCCCUGACCGAUGGCCACAUUUCACGGCCUUCGUUGCUCGGGAGAGCCAUUGGCUACCUCACGAACACGGCUGUGGGCGACGCGCCCUGUGUGCUGACCGGCAUGGCGGGAGCGGGAAAGUCUGUCCUGGCGUCCGCAGUUGUACGAGAUGAGAAGGUCCGCGAGCACUUUCAUGCGGGGAUGUUUUGGGUGAGGGCGCGUGACGCGAAGGAUCAACUCCACGCGUGCUUGGAAGGGUUUGCGUUGCGAGUAGCGUCAACGUCAGGGACUACUUCCCCCGGGCUUGGCAGCGUGGAAGAAGUGACGCGUUACCUGAAAGCGGUUUGUGCCGACUCUGUGUCACCGCGCUUGGUCGUGCUGGAUGACGUGUGGGAGCGGGAGAUCGUUGACGCGCUGAAGCUGACGGGGCUGCAGCUGCUUGUAACCACACGCGACCGUUCGGUGGUGUCGAUGCCGGGAGAGUGCGUUGAGGUGGGGGAUAUGGAGGAGGACGAGGCCCUGGAGGUACUGAGAGUCGGUUGCGGGGCAUCCAAGAACCUGGAGUUACCGCGUGCUGAGGCGUUGCAGGGUCCCCCACAAGAUCCCAAGUCUUGGCGAACUUUGCACGAGGCUUUGAGCAAAGCGAUGUCGACAAGACUGGGGACCGACCGCAUCAUGGCCGUACCGAAGCGAGUAGAUGCUGUCUUGGAAGUGAGCUUGGGCGCCAUGGCAGACGACCCAGCGAAGCAGCAAAGAUGCCUGUUCCUUGCGGUACUCGCCCCGGGUACACUGGCGCCAUCUGACAUGCUGGAAGAUUUGUGGGACGAGGCUCCUGGAGCUACCAAAACGUUCGCUGCACAGCUCGUGGAUCAGUCCAUGCUCCAGCCUGCAGGAGAUGCUUUUCGCGUUCACGAUCUUGUCUUGCUGUUCCUCAAGCCCAAGCUCAAAGCCGAUCCCAACCGGCCCAUCGCCACCUCCCGUUUCGCGGAGUAUCUGGGGCAGCUGAAGGUUCUGCGAAGAUACCUGGGCGAUGGGGAAACGAGUGAUGGUGUGUAUGCCUUGAUGGCCCUUUGGAGGUCGGUGGAGGACCUCGUGGGGGAGAGCCGAGUCGCAGCUGUGUACAUGAACAACCUACAAGGGGUACCGGAGCAUGCACCGUGGCGACAGGCUGGCCGUGUUUUGGAGCUCAUGGGGAAGUAUGCUGAGGCAGACCCUCUGUACCUUCGAGCUAUUGAGAUCGGAGAGAAUACGCUGGGUCCUGACCACCCAGCUCUUGCCACACAGCUCAACAACAGGGCGGGGUUGUUGGGGAGUCAGGGGAAGUAUAAGGAAGCUGAGCCACUUUUCAAACGCUCGUUGGCUAUCGUCGAGAAGGUUUCGGUCCUGACCACCCUGAACUCGCUACAGACCCCAACCUGGGCGGGGUUGUUGAUGAGCCAGGGCAAGUAUGACGAGGCUGAGCCUCUGUACAGGCGCUCGCUGGCUAUCGACGAGAAAGUUUACGGUCCUGACCACCCUGCGGUCGCUACAGACCUCAACAACUGGGGUAAGUUCGCCGAGGCCGAGCCUCUGUACAGGCGGGCGACCGAGAUUUGGGAGACAGCGUUGGGUCCUGAGCACCCUGUUGUGGCCACAGCGCUCAACAACCGGGCGGGGUUGUUGGAGGCGCAGGGAAAGUAUGACGACGCGGAACCGUUGUACGUAAGAGCUAUCGCUAUCGGAGAGAAGGCGUUGGGCCCAGAGCAUCCAGAUGUUGCCGUGUGGCUCAACAACCGGGCGGGGUUGUUGCAGGCUCAGGGCAAAUACUCGGAAGCUGAGGCACUCUAUGAGCGGUGUCAGGCGAUAGAGGAGAAGGCUCUAGGCCCUGAGCACCCAAGUCUAGCCACAACGCUCAACAACCGGGCGGGGUUGUUGGAGAGUCAGGGCAAAUACUCGGAAGCUGAGCCACUCUAUGAGCGGUGUCAGGCGAUAAAGGAGAAGGCUCUAGGCCCUGAGCACCCAAGUCUAGCCACAACGCUCAACAACCGGGGCAAGUACGACGAAGCCGACCCUCUCUAUCUGCGAGCUAUUGAGAUUGGGGAGAAGACGCUAGGCCCUGACCACCCAGAUCUUGCCACGAGACUCAACAACCGGGCGGGGUUGUUGGAGGCGCAGGGAAAGUAUGACGACGCGGAACCGUUGUACGUAAGAGCUAUCGCUAUCGGAGAGAAGGCGUUGGGCCCAGAGCAUCCAGAUGUUGCCGUGUGGCUCAACAACCGGGCGGGGUUGUUGAGAGCGCAGGGAAAGUAUGACGACGCGGAACCGUUGUACGUAAGAGCUAUCGCUAUCGGAGAGAAGGCGUUGGGCCCAGAGCAUCCAGAUGUUGCCGCGUGGCUCAACAACCGGGCGCGGUUGUUGGAGCGGCAGGGCAAGUAUGAAGAGGCUGAGCCUCUGUACAGGCGAUCGCUGGCUAUCGACGAGAAAGUUCACGGUCUUGACCACCCGAAAGUCGCUACAGACCUCAACAACUGGGCGGUGUUGUUGGACAGUCAGGGGAAGUAUGAGGAAGCCGAGCCGCUAUAUGAGCGGUCACAAGCCAUACGAGAGAAGGUCCUGGGUCCGGAACACCCUGCCGUCGCAACGGUGCUCAACAACCGGGCGGGGUUGUUGGAGAGUCAGGGCAAAUACUCGGAAGCUGAGCCACUCUAUGAGCGGUGUCAGGCGAUAGAGGAGAAGGCUCUAGGCCCUGAGCACCCAAGUCUAGCCACAACGCUCAACAACCGGGCGGGGUUGUUGGAGAGUCAGGGCAAAUACUCGGAAGCUGAGUCACUCUAUGAGCGGUGUCAGGCGAUAAACGAGAAGGCUCUAGGCCCUGAGCACCCAAGUCUGGCCACAACGUUCAACAACCGGGCGGAGUUGUUGAGAGCGCAGGGCAAAUACUCGGAAGCUGAGGCACUCUAUGAGCGGUGUCAGGCGAUAGAGGAGAAGGCUCUAGGCCCUGAGCACCCAAGUCUAGCCACAACGCUCAACAACCGGGGUAAGUUCGUCGAGGCUGAGCCUCUGUACAGGCGGGCGACUGAGAUUUGGGAGACAGCGUUGGGUCCUGAGCACCCGAACGUGGCCACAGCGCUCAACAACCGGGCGGGGUUGUUGGAGAGCCAGGGCAAGUACGACGAAGCCGACCCUCUCUAUCUGCGAGCUAUUGAGAUUGGGGAGAAGACGCUAGGCCCUGACCACCCAGCUCUUGCCACGAGACUCAACAACAGGGCGGGGUUGUUGAAGUGUCAGGGUAAGUUCGCCGAGGCCGAGCCUCUGUACAGGCGGGCGACCGAGAUUUGGCAGACAGCGUUAGGUCCAGAGCACCCAAGUCUAGCCACAACGCUCAACAACCGGGCGGGGUUGUUGAAGAGACAGGGGAAAUAUGAGGAGGCCGAGCCGCUGUAUGAGCGGUCACAGGCAAUACGGGAGACGGUGCUAGGUCCAGAGCAUCCUGAUGUGGCCCAGUCGCUCAACAACCGGGGCAAGUACGCCGAAGCGGAGCCACUCUAUGCGCGGUGUCAGGCGAUCGACGAGAAGGUUCUAGGCCCUGAGCACCCUGAUGUGGCCACAACGCUCAACAACCGGGCGGGGUUGUUGAUAGCGCAGGGAAAAUAUUCUGAGGCAGACCCUUUGUACCUUCGAGCCAUUGAGAUUGGAGAGCAAACGUUGGGUCCUGACCACCCAGCUCUUGCCACAUGCCUCAACAAUCGGGGGAGGUUUGAGGAAGCCGAGCCGCUGUAUGAGCGGUCACAGGUGAUGUUGGAAAAGGCCUUUGGUUUGGAUCACCCGAAUGUGGCCACGGUGCUCCGCAACCGGGCGGGGAUGUUGAUAGCCCAGGUUAGACGCUUCGUUGUCUUCCCGUGA